UCCUGUCGUCGAAGCAGCCGUCAAGGGCUGUUGCCGUACUUGCGAGAGCUUCAAACACCCAUCCCAUCAUGGCGCCUGAAAAUGAAUUCCAACUCUUCACAUCGCUGCGUUACGACCCCUUGCUUCUCGAAUCACACGAGAACUCGCGGCCAAUCCUGAACUUUGUCGCUCCCUCGCCAUUCUACAUGCUUGCAUAUCACCGCGAUAGAAUGGUCGAAGCUGCGCAGCACUUUGACUUUUCUGAAGUCGAACAACGGCUGCGAGACGGGAAAGCCUUGCACGAGGAAUUGUUGAGCAGAACGAAGAGCGAGAUGGAAAAGACUGGAAAAGACCGAGCGAUGAAGCUGCGAUUAUUGUUCGAUAAAGCGGCGAACCUUACAGUCGAGUUUACCGACAUACCGGCCGUACCACUUUCUACACUCUAUCCACCCUCCUUAGACCCACCAAAUUCCAAAGGGCCACAAACUGCUGCGACUGGCUUCGAACCUUCUCCUCUGACAGGUGGAGCUCUGACUCUCGGGCCUGAUGAUUCCCUCCCCGCAUCAACGUCAACCCCUCCACCCCCACCAGAAUGGAACAUCAAGCUCGACACAGCACCCACACCGUCAUCACCGUUUACCCUGUUGAAAACUACAAAGCGAGACAUGUACGAUCAAAGCCGCGAGCGCGCUUUACCUGAGAACCCCAAAGGCCCCGCUUACCGCGAAGUCAUGCUCUACAAUGAAGUGAAUGAACUCACCGAAGGCACUCUGACAUCCCUUUAUCUAUUCCGCGGCGGUCGCUGGGUCACUCCUCCUGUCGGCGUACCGUCUGGCGAAUUCACAAGCAAGACGCUAAAAGACGACGGCGCUGAUGAAGGAGAGCUGAGAAAGCCAUUUGCUGGGCGAUGGGGCCAUUCAACAAGGAGUGCAAAAGUGGGUGCUGGAGGCCAGAGAGGUACGAGUCGGAGAUGGGCGCUUGGCAGUGGAUAUUGCAUGGAAGAGCCCGUCAGUAUCGACACGGUUCAGGUAGGCGAGGGUGUGUGGGUUAGUAAUGGAGUGAGGGGCUUUGGUUUUGGAAGAGUGGUUGAAUAAAACGCGUCUUCGUAUGAUUGCAGUAACUCAUGAUCGCACUCAUGGUCAAACCUACCCAUGUCCAUUUCCAAAUGCGUUGUUGGAUGUCUUCGUCAAAUUUCAAGGAUUUAAAAUUACCUCCGAUGUAUUGGUGCAUGCAAAAAUACAUCACAUGGCUGAGCCAUGGUUGACAUCUUGGCCAAACACGGUUCCACACUACAAUUAACAACUGC
This is a messenger RNA of Exserohilum turcica Et28A, 1285 nucleotides long. RefSeq lists its product as uncharacterized. The transcript has 2 exons. Gene Ontology annotation, molecular function: catalytic activity. The coding region runs from base 69 to 1073 and encodes 334 amino acids. NCBI's taxonomy places the organism in Eukaryota, Fungi, Ascomycota, Dothideomycetes, Pleosporales, Pleosporaceae. The record is from RefSeq and is a predicted model, not a curated record.